AUGAAUCCCAAUUUCAACUGUACGGUUUCUUCUUCGGAUAUGAGAAAGUAUCCUCGUCGUUUGUAUGAGGUUGGGAAAACCCCAGUUCAGAGUAGGAGCAUGAACCAUAGUUGUUAUCUCUCCAACAUUCAAACCGUGAGAGAAGAACUUGGGGAAGAUCUGAAAGAGCUGCCUUAUAUUUGGUCUGCGAAAGUUGUUCACCAUUUUCUUGCCAAUCAAUUGGCAAUCGAGAGCAGUCAUGAGAUUUGGUCUUUGAUAGAUGAUUCUAUGCCAUUGCGUUUCUCUUUGUAUGAGUUUGGAGAGAUUACAGGUCUGAAUUGUGAUCCUUUCGACAAGCAUGACGUUUGGGAUGUUGACCAUCAAGAGUUUUGGCUGGAGAUGAACGUUCCGACAUCAGAUGGACCUACAUUGCUAGAGUUGCAAGCCAUAUUGCUGAUUUGCAGAAACUGGCCUCGAGAGAAGCGAGUGAUGAUUGGUUUGUUGUGUCUGCUAUCCAUUGGCAUAUUUGGCAUUUCAAGCAACAGCAGAAUUCCUUUGCAUUGUGCUAAAAGGGUGAUGGACACUGCAGCUUUCCAGCGAUAUCCAUGGGGCCGUAUUGGAUUUUGCAGCCUUGUCGAUUCCAUUAAAGAGAAAUAUAUGGGAAUCGGAUUGAUGGAGCUGAUGUUCCUCUUCUGUCAUGGAGGGGAUCUCGUACGCGUUCGUGUGAGGCAUAUGAUUAUGAAGCCAGUGGAGGAUAUAUAUCCGAAGUGGGACAAUGAUAAAAUCUAUACUGAUCUGGACAACAUGAUAAAAGACAUCCUUAAUGGUCAGCUAAAUGAGAAGUUUUGGGAUGCAGUGCCCACUACCAAAUGCCAGAAGAGAAAAAAUGGUGUUGUCGCAUCUGUUGUUCCAAACCAGAGGCCUUCUACUAUGCGAAGAAAAGACAAAGAACCUGCUGAUGGAAGUGAAGCGUCUGAUAUGGCUGCAGCUCACAACGUUGCCAUAAGUGGGUUAGCUGAGUUGGUUAAAAUCCUCACUGCGAAAAUGGAAGGCAUCGAUGAUAGUGUAGCUGACAAGGUUACUAAAGCAUUAGAUGUUACUAUUGACUCUAAGGUGGAAGCAAGAGUGCGAGCAUAUGAGUCUGACUUACGGAAUCAGAUUGCAAAAUUGGAGGCACAAAUAAAUGUUAGUAAAAACAACGCUGAUGUGAACAUUGCUCCUGAUGUCACCACCUCCAAAGCGUAUGAGGAUGAGGAAGAUGGUGCUUGUAGCAAUGACUUGUCAUGGAUUGUUCAGAAGAAGAUCAAUUCACAAGAUGGACUGCCAGUUGAUUGUGUUGUGAAGAAGGAGAAAAAAGAUAAGAAGACGACGGAUAGCACACAAAAUCUUACGACUGAAGUGGUGAUAAAGACUGAGAAGAAAGCUGGAAUUCCACCAAGAAGAGUUAAGCAAGAGAAGGCCUUCGAGAUCCCACAGCUAAAUGAUGAAUCCAUAUCUUCAAAAGAUUUGGAAAAUCAUCUACAGUGGGAGAAGAGUGUAAAAUGUAGGGCGGUGUUGGAAGCACUUGCGUCAAAUUUGAAGGAGCCUACACGCAGACGCAAGCCUCAGUUGACAAAGACUCAAGUUUGGCCGUUUGUUGGAAAUUCAACAGUGAAGCGUAUUAUAAGUGGUGAGAAAGUCUCCAAGGAACCUUAUGACCCAUUAGCUAAGGUGGAGGCAGAGAAACUGCAGAAAGUUUUGGAUUUCAUCAACUCUGAUUUGGAAGCAAAGGAGCCUGGUGUUGGAGAUGAAAGUGCUGGAUUUUUCUUGAAGUUAUUGAUACCUAGGGAUGAUUGGCCAAAAAAAGACUACGGCUGGUUGAAUGACUCCCACAUUGCAGCAGCAAUGCUUAUGUUUCACAGACGGUCCAGGCAAGAACAGUCUCCGUAUUCCUCUUCUCGAAUUGCAUUUCUGUCUCACUGGUUUGUGAACUCAUGGGUGAACGACUACAAGAGCUGGGACCAGAACACUGAGUUGUCAGAAAUGUACAUCAAGGCUUUUAAUGGAGAACACCCGGCUGAUUUUGUCACAGGUAAUAAGUGGAUUGCAGACGUCGACGAUCUUUUCCUCUGCCACCAUGUUAAUGGAGAUCACUGGGUUGCUCUACGCAUCGAGCUGCUUAAGGGGAAAAUUCAUGUUUAUGAUAGUAUUUGCACACAUGUGAGUGAUAAGGAGAUGAAAGAGGCAUGCCGGCCUUUGUAG
This is a messenger RNA of Brassica napus (rape), 2220 nucleotides long. RefSeq lists its product as uncharacterized. Gene Ontology annotation, molecular function: cysteine-type peptidase activity. The record is from RefSeq and is a predicted model, not a curated record. Bases 1 to 2220 code for a protein of 739 amino acids. Lineage: Eukaryota; Viridiplantae; Streptophyta; Magnoliopsida; Brassicales; Brassicaceae. Gene Ontology annotation, biological process: proteolysis. The transcript is spliced from 9 exons.